Molecule: messenger RNA, 1141 nt
Organism: Exaiptasia diaphana
Lineage: Eukaryota; Metazoa; Cnidaria; Anthozoa; Actiniaria; Aiptasiidae
Exons: 6
Coding region: 2-1141 (379 amino acids)
Source: RefSeq, a predicted model, not a curated record
UAUGGGUCUUGCUCUUAUCUUACUCAACGCUUUUUUGUUCAUUCAUUUACAAUCCAUCUACUGCUGUGAGGUGUACCGCUUCGUGGAGAGCAAUGDCUCGCAGGCUCUUGAUGGUCACGUGAUCAAGACUGUAAACCACCCAAUUCUCAAUCUAUGCUGGGGUGACUGCGUUUGGCUUCCAUGGUGCUUCUCUAUAAAUGUGCGUCAAACAAUGGAAGGAAUGUUYGUAUGUGAGUUGAACAACUCAAGUAAAAUAGCAAAUCCACAAAAGAUGGUGAAGAGAGGAGGAUGGUCUUACUAUGAAAUGGCGAAUGUUACUGGUACCCGGACUUGCCAAUUAUAUGAAUGCAAGCGAAAAGAAGAUCUUGGCAAUGGAUGGCGUCGCUAUGGUGACGCUGCUAUCAAGCUAUUUACAGAGAAGAAGAACUGGACCGAUGCUCGUAAACAUUGUCAGUCGUUAGGUGGUGAUCUUCUCUCCAUUACCAGCGCACACGAAAACGACUUUGUAACAGGGGUCUAUGUAGAGCAACAAAAAUUAUCCUUCUUCAGAAAAGAUCAUACAGAUAUUGGUGCAACUUACCAAUUAUGGAUGCUGAAUCAAUCGACAGCUGCUGUACAGUUGCUAGGAACGCCUAGCGAAGUACCGCAGUACAAAGACGUAGAUGGAGACAGAGCUUUGUUUUUUCCAUAUGGAGGGGGAAGUGGUUCMAUUAAUGGAGUCGAUUUCAAUCUAGAUGGUUUUACUAUUACAUUUUGGAUCAAGCCUCUUAGUGGUGCAGCUGGCAAAUGGGUUCAGGUCAUCCAUUGUAUACCACAAACUGGUGCCUCAAUGUUCUUCUACUACAAGAUAGAAACGACAUCCCUUGUUAUUAACAUACAAGAUACCAGGACAUAUCAAGUGCACAUGGACUAUGAUGUUUGGCAGCACGUUGGCCUGAGUGUAAAUGUCUCCACUCGUCAGUGUCAUUUCGUUGUCGGUCUGACAGAGAGAUCUUGGACAUUCACGACAAUUGCCAGUAUCACAAACAAGAUGAAUUUUGAAUUUCGAAAGAAGAAAAGUUUGUAUGGAUACCUCAGCCGAUUGUUUGUCUAUAAAAGAGCAUUGGACAUMAAUGAGAUUAAAACAUUUGCAAGUAAGUAA